Messenger RNA from Protopterus annectens (West African lungfish), 3342 nucleotides. RefSeq names its product cyclic nucleotide gated channel subunit beta 3 (gene CNGB3). Gene Ontology annotation, cellular component: intracellular cyclic nucleotide activated cation channel complex; photoreceptor outer segment; plasma membrane. Gene Ontology annotation, biological process: monoatomic cation transmembrane transport. The transcript has 18 exons. The coding region runs from base 1 to 2979 and encodes 992 amino acids. The record is from RefSeq and is a predicted model, not a curated record. NCBI's taxonomy places the organism in Eukaryota, Metazoa, Chordata, Ceratodontiformes, Protopteridae. Gene Ontology annotation, molecular function: intracellularly cGMP-activated cation channel activity; protein-containing complex binding; cGMP binding.
AUGUUGUAUGAUAUCACCAAGCGACUUUCAGGAAAGUACAGUAAGCCAGAGAGACCUGUUAAAGAUAAGCAAGGGAAAACCAUCAAUAGUAUAGAACAUCAACUGAAAAGGUGGGUGGAACACUUUGAAGAACUUCUAAACAGACCGUCUCCUCUAAACCCUCCAAUUAUUGAGCCAGCCAAUGAAGAUCUAUCAAUCAAUUUUGAAAAGCCGAGCAAGGAAGAGAUCAGGAAAGCCAUCAUCCAAAUGAAAAAUGGGAAAGUGGCAGGACCAGAUAACAUCUUGGCAGAGGCCCUUAAAGCAGACCUGAAUACAUCAGUGGAGAUGUUGUAUCCACUCUUUGAAAGAAUCUGGGCAGAGGAAACUGUUCCUUCAGAAUGGAAAGAGAGCCAUCUCAUUAAGCUUCCCAAGAAACGGGACCUUAGCAAAUGCGACAACUACAGAGGCAUCAAUCUUCUAUCAGUUCCAGGAAAAGUUUUCAACCAUAUCCUUUUGGAAAGGAUAAAGGACAUCACUGACAAAAAGCUGAGAGAAGAGCAGGCAGGCUUCCGCAAAAAUAGAUCGUGUACUGAUCAAAUUGCAACGCUCAGAAUAAUUGUGGAACAGUCAGUUGAAUGGAGCUCACCAUUGCAUAUCAAUUUUGUUGACUUUGAAAAGGCAUUUGAUAGCGUGGACAGAGAGACACUGUGGAGCCUUCUGAAGCACUAUGGUAUACCAACGAAAAUAGGACAGCCAGUACGAGAACUCCACACUUCCAAACAGGUUAUUUUGACUUCUUCUGAUAUCUCCCCAGAGCAUCACACUCAGGAGAUCCCUGAAAAGAAGAAAUGUAAGAGGAAGCACUUAAUUGCCACAGAAAAUACAGACUUCGAUAAAGGUGAAGGGGAAAAUGAUUGUCCUGACAUUUCUACUCCUGUCUCAGAAUUUGCGAGUGCUCAGCUUCAGGACCUUAUUAAACGAAUGCGGGACAGAGCAGAGAUCUAUAAAAAGAAAGUGAAUGACAAAGAUUUAUCUUCCCCUGAGGAAAGCCCAACUGCCUGUAAAAUAAAAAUUAAAAACAGUCCCCCCACUCCAUCUCCUCCAAAGAAUAAAAAGGAGCAUAAAGAGGAGAAAGGUAAGAAGCAAACAGAAGAGGUCAAACCAGAUGAAGACCAUUACUGUGACAUGCUGUGCUGUAAAUUCAAGAGACGGCCAUUAAAGGAAUACCUAAAGAAAUUAAAACUGGCUGAUAGCAUUGAUGCUUACACAGAUCGUACUUAUGUGAUGUGGUUAUUUUUUGUCUCCCUGGCUUUUAAUUGGAACUGUUGGUUCAUUCCAAUGCGUUGUGCAUUCCCAUAUCAAACAGCAGAUAAUCUCUGCUACUGGCUAAUUAUGGACUACAUUUGUGAUUUCUUCUAUUUGGUGGACAUUCUGGUCUUCCAAUCUCGACUGCAGUUUGUUAAGGGAGGCGAUAUAAUAGUAGAUAAAGAAGAAAUGAAGAAAAAUUAUAGACGUUCUGUAAAAUUUCAGCUGGAUGUGGCAUCCAUUUUGCCAUUUGAAAUCUUGGCCUUCCUUUUUGGAUUUCACCCUUCCUUUAGACUCAACAGAAUACUUAAGUAUUCAUCAUUUUUUGAAUUCAACGACCGGCUGGAAGGAAUAAUGGAUAAAGCCUACAUUUACAGAGUAAUCCGAACAACUGGAUACUUGCUUUUCAUUCUUCACCUCAAUGCAUGUCUGUACUACUAUGCUUCAUAUUAUGAAGGAAUUGGAAAAACUAAGUGGGUAUAUGAUGGCAGAGGAAACAAGUAUCUGAGAUGUUAUUACUGGGCGGUUCGAACUUUAAUAACCAUCGGUGGCCUUCCUGAACCCCAAACUGUGUUUGAGAUAAUCUUUCAACUCUUAAAUUAUUUUUCUGGGGUUUUUGUAUUUUCCAGUCUAAUUGGUCAGAUGCGUGAUGUAAUUGGUGCUGCUACUGCAGGGCAAAACUACUUCCGCAGUUCCAUGGAUAACAUUGUACAUUAUAUGACUACAAACAAAAUCCCUAAAUAUGUUGAGCACCGUGUUCGAACCUGGUAUGAGUACACUUGGCAGAUACAAGGAAUAUUGGACGAGUCAGAGUUGCUUGAAGAUAUGCCUUCAAGGAUGCAGUUAGCAAUUGCUAUGGAUGUGAACUAUGCUAUUGUCAGCAAAGUUGACCUUUUCAAAGGCUGUGACAACCAGAUGAUUUAUGACCUUUUGCUGAGGUUAAAAUCCAUUAUUUAUUUACCUGGGGACUUUGUCUGUAAAAAGGGAGAGAUUGGCAGAGAAAUGUACAUCAUCAAAGAAGGGGAAGUCCGUGUGCUUGGUGGCCCUGAUGGAAAAUUAGUCCUGGUUACUCUAAAAGCAGGAGCAGUAUUUGGAGAAAUCAGCCUUUUAUCUGCAGGUGGAGAAAACCGUCGCACAGCAGAUGUUGUUGCUUAUGGCUUUGCAAAUCUAUUUAUUUUGGACAAAAAGGAUCUCAAUGAAAUCUUGGUUCACUACCCAGACUCCCAAAAGCUCCUUAUGAAGAAGGGAAAAAAACUGAUUAAAGACAAAGGUAAGCCAACAGGACCAUUACCUGUAGUCAAAGGCAUGUCUUACCUAAUUCCUCAGAAACAAGCAACCCCAAAAUUUCUACGUACCAUCAUGCUGGCUGUUGCAAAAAACAAAGGUUUCAAUCUGUUAAAGAAACAGAAAGAAGAAGAACACGAGAAGGGUAAUGCUGCUGACCAAGAUAACUCUCAACAAAUUUCCAAGGAACAGCAGAAUUCUCAUCCAGAACCAAAGGAAAAAAAAGAAGACAUGUCACGUCCCAAAUCACCUCCAGUGUCAGGUCAAACUCCACAACAGAAAGCAGCUUCCAAAACUGCUGUACACAGAAAUAUCACUGAUAAAUCACUUAUCAUUAGCAUGCAUCCAUCCACCAAAGCUGGAGAAGGAGAAGUCCUCACUGUUGAAGUUAAAGAAAAGAAAACCAGUUAGGACAUUUGCUGUCUGUAGAGAAAAGAGCAGUCUUAGCUUGCUGAAGAAAAUGGCUGAAAGAAUGGUUACUAUCCUAAUUAUAAUGGUACCAUUCCUCUAGUGGAUUUGUUGUUUUCUUAAGUGUAGCCCUGAAAGUGAAUUCUGAGUGGUUCUAGAGAUAAAGUACAUGUGACACAGAAAAAUAUCAAAGUAAAACUAGACUUCAAGCAACACUUUAUGUGUCUACUUUGUAUCAUACUAUUACCCUGAUAAGGAAAAUAGAUUUUCAACAGUUUCAGGCAUGUAUUAUGUUUCCUUCCUUCAAAAGCAGGAUGAGGUUCAGUUUUCUAGUAAUUUUAUAACAGUGUGCUACAUCAGGUUGUU